Molecule: messenger RNA, 15213 nt
Organism: Podarcis lilfordi (Lilford's wall lizard)
Lineage: Eukaryota; Metazoa; Chordata; Lepidosauria; Squamata; Lacertidae
Source: the annotation of a GenBank genome assembly
GCGGCCGCCCGAAGGCGAUGCCGCCGCCGCCGCAGCUGGCUGUCAUGGAGGCGCCUCGGAGCGCGGGAGGGCCGGGGCUGCGGCGCGGAGGAGGAAGGAGAGAGGAGAUCGGUGAGGGUGCAGGGGUCCCCGGAGCAUGUGCAGAGUGCAGGCGCGAACGGGGAAGGGGGUCCAGGAGGAAAGGAAGCUCUGGAAGCGGCCGUUUGGGGGGACUUCUCUGCUGACUCUCCAGAGGGGCUGGGGUGGGGCGUCUCCAGGGAAUUAGGGGCGCCCCUUUGACUGCGACCCUCUGAGGGCUUUUCCUGUCUCUCUCUCUCUUUCCUGCAGCAGCAGCAGUGGAGGAGCGGCGGCAGAAGCUGCAAGAAUAUUUAGCUGCCAAAGGAAGGCUGAGACCGGCCAACACCAAGUGAGUCUUUGCUUUUGCUUUGCUUUUCGGAGUUGCUUAAAGGUAAAGGUAUCCCUGACCAUUAGGUCCAGUCGUGACAGACUCUGGGGUUGCGGCGCUCAUCUCGCUUUAUUGGCCGAGGGAGCCGGCGUACAGCUUCCGGGUCAUGUGGCCAGCAUGACUAAGCCGCUACUGGCGAACCAGAGCAGCGCACGGAAACGCCGUUUACCUUCGCGCCGGAGUGGUACCUAUUUAUCUACUUGCACUUUGACAUGCUUUCGAACUGCUAGGUUGGCAGGAGCAGGGACUGAGCAACGGGAGCUCACUCUGUCGUGCAGAUUCGAACCGCCGACCUUCUGAUCGGCAUGUCCUAGGCUCUGUGGUUUGACCUACAGCGCCACCCGCGUCCCUUUUGGAGUUGCUUACAUAGCAUCGAAAUAAGAAAGUCCUUCUUCUACCUUACAAUCAAUAAUCAUCAUCGCAUGGCAUGCAAGGGGAAAGGGACAAGGAGGGAAGAGGAAAACUCAGAAUGCAGGCGCCAAGGUGGCACAGUUUAACGCAAAGAGUUUCUCCCUGGAUCAGGCCCUCCUGUAAACCUAGUGCAAUAAGAGAACCUCCUGCUCAUAGCUGUCAACUUUCAGAUUUGAAAAUAAGGGAUCAACAGUCUCGAAAAUAAGGGAUCAGCAGCCUCACCUGUCCCGGGAACAGUCUAUGGGAUAUCUAACAAUCCGGAACAGCAGCGGGAAACAGCGCUGGAAUAAGGGAAUUUCACUCAAAAAAGGGAAGGUUGACAGCUAUGCUCCUGCUUCCUCUUGGCUCUCCAUUGAGGCAGCCUGAUGUGGCAGUUGGAGGAAGAGGGAGCUCUGAUGGAGCUGGGAACCCCUGCGUGCCUCAAUGGGCCAGCUGGAAACAUGCAAGUGGGGUGCAGGCUUCUGUCAAAGAUUCUCAUUCUUCUCCCUUGCAACCAAACAGCCUUUCAAUGCCACUCUGUCCUUUGGGCACUGUGCACCAGCCACACCCAAAUCAGCCCCUGGGGUUGACCCCAGAAACAGACCAGGACCCUUUGAGGAUGGUGAAGGCCUGCUGGCAUGAGAAGAGGGGUGGGCUUCAUCCUGGGCUCACAACCCUCAUCCAUUUGUUGCAUUUAUAUCCUACCUUUCUCUCCAAGGAGUUCAAGGUGGUAUACAUAAGUUUUUGGGACGCAGGUGGCACUGUGGUCUAAACCACAGAGCCUAGGGCUCGCCGAUCAGAAGGUUGGUGGUUCGAAUCCUCGCGACGGAAUAAGCUCCUGUUGCUCAGUCCCAGCUGCUGCCCACCUAGCAGUUCAAAAGCACCUCAAAGUGCAAGUAGAUAAAUAGGUACCACUCUGGCGGGAAGGUGAACGGCGUUUCCGUGCGCUGCUCUGGGGGGGUGUUAAGAAAGUAAUUUAUUUUCAAACUUUUCCUUAUGCUGCACAGACCCUACUUGAAGAACAACAACAGGCAGAAGAAUCCAGUUCCCUCCAAAGCACAACCUGUAAGUAGACAAGAUCCAGUGAGCCUCUGUAUUGUGAUCUAGAGAGCCAGAGUGGUGUAGUGGUUAGAUUGCUGGACUGGGAUCCAGGAGACCAGGGUUCAAAUCAGUUUGCCAUCAAGCUCCCUGGGUGACCCAGGGCAGUCACUGCCUCUCAGGUUAAUUGAAGGAGAACCAUGUACACCACUUGGAGCUCCUUGGAGGAAAAAUUGGAAUAUAAGUGCAAUAAAUAAAUAAUAAAUGUUUAUUCUGACCAAUGGCAUGCAGAGUGUCUGAGACUCUGGAUCUUUCUGGGGGCUUGCUUGGGAUUUAGAUCCAGUCCCUUUUACCAGGAUAAUCUGUCUUUUCCUCACAAUAGCUGGUGUGAGCUGGCAAGCUCUCUUGGCAGUGGAGCCCAAGGCCACUGAGAAGGUGGCAACUUGUGUUGGAGGAAAACCUUGCUGUUCAAACCUCCUGUCACAGGAAGAAGGGAGGCAUCCUCUGGUCUCCGGUUCUGACAAAUAUAUAGAGUGUCAUCCUCAUUCUUUCUCUCCUCUGGAGCCUUACAAAUUUGGUGACCGUUACUGAAUUAUCACUAUAUUUGUUUAUAUCACACCGUUUUCCCAGAAUGGGACUCAAGGUGGCUUGCACAAAUUGAAACAACACAGACAAAAUAUAGGAUGCUAAAAACAUUUUUUCUAAAGUUAAAAAGUAGGUAAAUUCAACUACAUCUGUUCUUUAUAUUAUUUUAAUUCUAUUAAAAUACAGAUAAUAAAAACAGCACAACCCUAUUUAAAGCUCUUUCCUUUUAAAAAAACAGUCAGUUCCUACAGGCCUGCCAGAAUACAGUGGUACCUCAGGUUACAGACGCUUCAGGCUACAGACUCCGCUAACCCAGAAAUAUUACCUCAGGUUAAGAACUUUGCUUCAGGAUGAGAACAGAAAUCAUGCUCCGGCAGCACGGCGGCAGCAGGAGGCCCCAUUAGCUAAAGUGGUGCUUCAGGUUAAGAACUGUUUCAGGUUAAGAACGGACCUCCAGAAUGAAUCAAGUACUUAACCCGAGGUACCACUGUAAAACAGUUUUCACCUGCUGGCAGAAGGAAAGCAAGGAGGGAGGCAGUCUAGGGUCAUUAGGGAGGGAGUUCCAAUGGCCCUCUCCCACAUCCUGAAGCAUGCCUGUGAGGGUGGUGGGGUGGAAAAAAACCUCCCCCAAAGAUCUCAUGCACUUAACGCAUUCUGAGACCAUGUUUUCUGCAAGGCACUCUGCACAUGCUUUUAGUUCCCCCAAAUUCAAACCAGUAACAUGUCAGAUUCACUGUUGUUUUUAUGUGAAAGUGCAAUAUUUCUCAUCCUUCCUUCCCCCCACCCUUUUCUCUGCUGUCUAAAAACUCUUUUCCCAAAUGCUCCUGUCUUUCUAUACAUUGACUUACUCAACUUAAAGGUAUUUCUCUAAGAUUCCUCACUAAAAUUGUCCUCAUGUGAUGAUUGCGUGGGCAUUAAGUUAUCCCUUGAGUAUGUCACAAUGUUCUGUUAAAGCAAAUCUGUCCAUAGGGCUCGUUAUAUAUAUAUAUUUUUAAACUCCUUCAAAAUAACUAAACAGACAUGGCACUUUUCAAGCUACCGUAAGUUGAGAUCUGAAUAGUGGCAAGGAAGGCUGCCUCUUUUGCUGGGUUCACAGGAGCAGAUUAAGAGGCACUUGUUUGCUCAGGCUCUGUGGAGUAUCGAAAGAAAUUGUCCAAGGUCUCCAUGCUAUUAUUUUUAUUUAUCUAUAAAAAUAGAUGUGUACUGCUAAAUCAUAAAUAUAUACAGUGGUACCUUGGUUCUCGAAUCCAUUCCGGAAGACCGUUCGAAUUCCGAAACAUUCAAAAACUGAGAUGCAAAGGGCUGGCUGCAAAUGCAAUUAAGAAAACUGAAAAAAACACAGAGCGGAAGCCGUUCGACUUCCGAGGUGCAUUCAAAAACGGAAGCGUUUACUUCUGGGUUUUCGGUGUUCGGGUUCCGAAACGUUCGACAACGGAGACUUUUGAGAACCGAGGUACCACGGUAUACUCUGUGUGUGUGCUUUGCAGCAAUAAAAACAAUUAAAGCAUAACAAAGUUGAAAUCGGACAUCAGUUAACCAUUGUGGAAGAAUUCGUUCUUAGUUGCCUGCAUAGGUCUGAUGGAAUAGAAUGCUUUUCAGCAGGUGCUGAAUCUAGUGGCAGAGAGUUCCACAGGAUGGGAACAAUGGCACUAAAGGCAAUUGAAUAUUUUUGUUUGUUCAAAGGCUUUUACUAUUUUUCUAAUUCUGUUUUACAUAAAAUGUCCUGAAAGCUCUAUUUGGUGAAAAAUUGAUUUAAAGAGUUUCUCAAAUAAUUUCACCGUAUUAUUUUCUCCAUUUCCAGACUGUCGGAUCCCGGAAAACCGUUGCCCCAAGCACAGCCAAAAGUGCAUCGACCAGGGAGGCAAAGGGGCUGGGACCUGCUAGCAAAGUCCUUCCAGAUAAGGCUUCCAGGGCUCUCGUGCAUCAGGAGCCAAACAAUGCACCCACACAACUUCCAAGGAAGCGGGGGCCCAUAUUUCCUCUCCCCUCAAAGCCCCCUGCUAGAAAACACCCUGAGAAGCUGGUCAUCAGGAUCUCAUCUGCUGGACAUCACUUAGGCAGGACGAAACAACCUGGACAGCAGGAAUUGGCCACAGCAUCUGGGACGUCAAAAGUCCUUUCAGACUCUAACAAGGCAGAGCAGGAUAAAGAGAACUCUGGGCUGAAGCGUGUUGGGCAGCCUCAGAAGAGAGAGACGUCUCGCUUCAGCCUCCAAGCCCAAUCCCAAGCUGGCUCAAAACCGCCCGUGAAGAACUGCAAGCAGGCUGUGGAAAAGAGCACCCUUUCGAAAAACCACAGGGCCGCUGCGGCACAGGUUAAGCCCAGAGCACCCUUAGGGGGUCCUCAGAGGCAAGUAAACAGCAUCUCAGCGGUGCGGACUUCACCACCCCGUGGACGGCCCUCAGCUGUUUCUAGGCCAGGAGUCCGAGGCCAAAAUCCCAGAUUAAUAAAGCAGUCUGCGGUGAUUCCACAGGCCACUGGUCCGCCUGUUCCUGGAGGGUCUCUGGCUGGGAGGGAAUCAACAGUGUCAUCCUCAUCCCUGGGCAUUCUUCGGAGGGGUCGGUCCAGGCCGCAGGCUGGUGCUCUGCAGGAGAGACCGCUGCCCGGGCGCCACGGAGCCUUGCAGAGGAAACGGAAGGCCACUCCGGAGAGAUGUCGUUCAGCAGCGCCUGGUGGCGCCAAGCAGAACAGAAGCCCAGCAGGGAGGGACCCGGGCAGCAAGAAGUUCAAGCAAGCGCCCAGGACUCCCGAGCCAAAAUCCAGGCCCAGAGCCUCGGAGCAGGGCUCUGGAGGACGUGGGAGAGGCGCACCCAGAGCAAAGCAGCAGGCGAGGGAGAUAGGCCAAGAGCCCAAGACCCCAGGCACACGGGAUCGGAGGCAAGUUGAACCCAGAGCGGGUUGCAUUCACUCAUCCUGCCCUGAGCAGCGACUAGCAAGGGUGCAUUGUGGGUAUCUGGGCCGAUAAAGUGCCCUUUCUUGGGUUUGCCCCUGGAAUGUUUGGGCUCUUGUUCACAAUAGAGCAGACAAGUGGGUGCCCGAGUGGCUCUUGCACUCACUUCAAUUAUUCAUUUAUAAAAAUACAUUAUUAUUAUUAUUAUUAUUAUUAUUAUUAUUAUUAUUAUUAUUUAUACCCCACCCUCCCCAGCCAAGGCCGGGCUCAGGGCGGCUAACAAGCAAUAAUAAAAAUAAGUUGAAUGAAUACAACUUAAAAACAAGAUUAAAAUACAACAUUAAAAAAUUGAAACAUUAAAAUAUUAAAAUGCAGCCUCAUCACAGGAGGAGAAAGGAAAAAGAAAAACAUCAGAGCAACUUACAGCAAUAAAUGCAUAAAAUUAUGCCAUAAAACUAUACAGUUGUACUUUGGAUCCCAAAGGCCCUGGAACUUGGAUGUUUUGCUUCCCGAACGCCGCAAACCCGGAAGUGAUUGUUCUGGUUUGCAAAUGUUAUUUCGGAACCCGAACAUCUGACGGGGCUUCCGCGGCUUCUGAUUGGCUGCAGGAAGUUCCUGCAGCCAAUCAAAAGCCGCAAUUUGGUUUUCUAACGUUUUGGAAGUCGAAGAGACUUCCGGAACAGAUUCUGUUCAAGUUCCAAGGUACAACUGUAUAAAGAAGUGUAGAACACACAUUGAUUAACCAUUGUCGGAUGAUGUAUCCUUAAUUGUCUGCACAGGCAGGCAUUUAAAGUUUGGCACAGAGGUUGCCUGCUGAAUCUCUGGUGGCAGAGAGUUCCACAGGACUGGACUGAUGCCACCGUCUUGUUUCAUCUGUCCGUCUUUCCUGCGUGGGGAAUGGGGUCUAGGCGUGUCCCUUAAGGGUGGGCCAGCGCAUGGCCAAACUGCUGCCUCAAUCCCUCAUGCACCUGUGUGCUGUAAUGUUCAGAGGAACCCCUAGAUCUUUAUUCAGCCGAGGUGCCUCAAUAUCUCCACCAGGUUCUGCUGAUGGACUAAUAGGAGAUUCAAGAUUACAGUUCGGAAAAGGCACACUAAAGUGCCUCCUUGUGAGUGAAUCUGCUUGCAAAUAGACCUUCCACACUUGACAGGGGACAUCGUGUCCAUGUGUUACUUUGUGUGCAUGAGGAGCCACCCUCUUGGGAAUGAUGAGCCGUGAUUCCUGCAUUGCAGCGGGUCAGGCUAGAUGGCCCUUUGUGUCCCCUCCAGCUCUGCAAUUCUAUGAAACCUGAAGGCACGCAGAAAGCAGCUCUAAACAAAGGAGGGACAAGGAAGAAGAAAAGUGAUAGGCCUGCAAGGGGUCAUAGAUGACCCCAAUUUUGCUCUGGCUUCUAACUAAUAAUUGGACCUCCUUGGCCAUGGGUAGGCAAACUAAGGUCCAAUCGCCUUCUCAAUCCAGCCCGCGGACGGUCCGGGAAUUGGCGUGUUUUUACAUGAGUAGAAUGUGUGCUUUUAUUUAAAAUGCAUCUCUGGGUUGUUUGUGGGGCAUAGGAAUUUGUUCAUUUUUAUUUUUCAAAAUAGAGUCCUGCCCACCACAUGGUCUGAGGGACAGUGGACCGGCCCACGGCUAAAAAAGAUUGCUGACCCCUAUUCUUGGCCAUGGGUAGGCAAACUAAGGCCCAGGGGCCGAAUCUGGCCCAAUCGCCUUCUCAAUCCAGCCUGCGGACGGUCCAGGAAUCAGCAUGUUUUUACAUGAGUAGAAUGCGUGCUUUGAUUGAAAAUGCAUCUCUAGGUUAUUUGUGGGGCAUAGGAAUUCCCCCCCCCCUUCAAAAUAUAGUCCGGCCCCCCACAAGGUCGGAGGGACAGUGGACUGGCCCCCUGCUGAAAAAGUUUGCUGACCCCUGUCCUUGGCCAUCCUAUUGCCCUCAAAGCCACAGAGGCUCUGAUCAAGACCAGGCUUUUUACUGUAGCCAGGGAGAUGCGUCAAGAGUGGCAGUGAGAGCCACCAACUCAGACGGCUUUGAAAGAGGAUUAGACAAAUUCAUGGAGAGGCCUUUUUCCACCUACCUUACCCCACCCUUCAGCUCUAGGAGUCUUUCCCAGACCAUGACUUUGGGAACAGCAGCAGCAGCAGCUGGGAAGAAAGAAGGGAUAAUUUUUUAAAUUGAAAAAUUCAUAAGUUGUGUGUCCUCGUUUCUCAAUUUGAUCCUUUUACGUGGUUUGGUAUGUUUUGUGGGAUUUUAUGCAUUGUAAAUUGCUGCCGUUUUUAUUGAUUAUACUUUUGCAGUUCUUUAUUGUUAAGUGUGAACUAUUUAAUUAUUAUCUGUUGGCAUUUAAUUAUACUGUUUACAGUGGUACCUCGGGUUACAGACGCUUCAGGUUACAGGCUCCGCUAACCCAGAAAUAGUGCUUCAGGUUAAGAACUUUGCUUCAAGAUGAGAACAGAAAUCGCACGGCAGCAGUGGGAGGCCCCAUUAGCUAAAGUGGUGCUUCAGGUUAAGAACAGUUUCAGGUUAAGAACGGACCUCCCCUCCGGAACGAAUUAAGUAUUUAACCCGAGGUACUACUGUACUGUUAUAUUCUAAUGCCUUAUUAAAUAUGUAUUCAUUAGAUAUGUUGUUAUGGCAUUUUUGUAUUGGGUCAGAUUGUGAUUAGGCGUGUGACCUCUGCUGUCUGUCUUGUUGCUCCUUCAGCUUGCAAACCGCCUCGUUUGUAGCAAUAUAGAAAGGCGGUAGACAAAUUAAAAGUGAAAUGAAAGUGGCCGCUGAUCCGGCCGGCCUGUCUUCGGUUCUGACGUCGUCUGACCUCUCCUUGAUCUCCCUUAGGAAGCAGCUAGAGGAGUGGUUGGCAUCCAGAGGGAAACAGUACAAGCGGCCCCCGAUGACCUUCCCCGUUAAAAGGCGGCCCCCGCCCAAGGAGAAGGAGGCCCUGGACCGCUCCUUCUGGGACCGCAUGGAGGAAGAGAUGGAGCAGCAAAAGGUGGCACAGCAAAUUGCCAGCACUUUGGCAGACUGCAUGAAGCUGGCAGAUGAGGUGAGCUGUGGGUCUUCCGUCUAGUCUGGAAAGUUGCCCACGAGCUUCAUCCUUCGAUGGGGCAGAAAGUGCAGGCCUGGUUGGUUAGACUGAUAAGUGCCACCCAUCAAUAAAUAUUCAGUGUGUGGCUUAAAAGCAGAACUGUUUACAAAAUAACACAUGCAAUCAUUAAAACCCACAAGGAAUGAUAAAAGCAGGGAGAAAAACCUGUCAUGGGACACCAAGGCAGCCUCAAUAUUGUUUUUCUUUGCUUUGAAACUCUCCUUUCUCCCACCCUGCCGGGAGCAGAGUUUUUCCACAAUUGAGCAGGAUAUAAAUGAAAUAAGGAAGUCAAUCACGUUUUUAUUGUUUGCGGCCCUUGGCCCAUUGCGCUGUAACUCUCAGGAAACAAACUGGGCAGUCCAAGAGUCAGUUGAAACAGAGACAUUUUCAGAAGUGCCCGUUGCCCAACAUCAAAGGGAAUGUUCCCUAAAUCAUUUAUAUGGGGGGGGGGUCUGAAUUGAGCCUGUGGAACUCCCUGACCCUUUGCAGACUGAAGCGGGGGAUGUCAGGCCUGACGGGCAGCAAGUUCAAGCCCAUUUUCUAUGGGGAAGUCAGAAUGCAGGACCCGUGUGCAUUUAUUAUUAUUAGAGCUGUUUGACAGUGGAACAGAUCACAUUGGAAAGUGGUUGACUCCUUCAUUGGAGGUUUUUAAAGGGAGGUUGGGUGACUUAAGGUUCAAGGGGCAGGUAACAAUUAAAACACAAAAUUACACCAAAAGCAAAACAAAAAACAAUUUAAAACAACUAAAAAUUACAGAAAUAAGGAGGGUCCUAAAAUAUACCGUAUUUUCCGCGCCAUAAGACGCACUUCUCCCCUCCUAAAAAGUAAGGGGAAAUGUGUGUGCUUCUUAUGGAGCGAAUGCAGGCGGGAGGGAGGCGGGAAAAGCCCCCAAGAGCCGCACACACGCUCUGCGCGGCUCUUGCAGGCUUUUCCCCAAGGAGGGAGAAGGGCAGCCUGUCACUGACGAGCUGUCCUUCUCCCACCUCAUAGAAAAGCCCCCAAGAGCCGCGCUCCCUUUAAAGAGAGGGAGAUGGGGGAAGGGGCAGAGGGCAGCCCCUCAGUCCCUUCCCCCACCUCCUGGAAAAGCCCCCAAGAGCCGCACUCUCUUUCACAAGCCGUGUGGAGCGUGUGUGCGGCUCUUGGGGGCUUUUCUCCCUCCUCUGGGAAAAGCCUGCAAGCGCCCCACACAUGCUCCACGCGGCUCGUGAAAGGGAGCGCUGAGCAGAGCCUGGGAUGCAUACAGGCUAUGCUCAGCAGUCCCUUUAAAAAUAUUUUUUUCCUUGCAUUCCCUCUCUAAAAACUAGGUGCGUCUUACGGAGCGAAAAAUACGGUACGUCUCCAGGGUCAAGAGGGACUGGGUUUUUUUAUGCCUCCUUUUCUAUGCCCAGCUCUGUAAUGUCCGGAGGUACAGGAAUGCCCACCCAGUUUUCUGUCUUCAGUACCAGCGACUUUGCCAUCUGCUGGUUCUAUCCUCAAGCACCAGGGCAAAAGGAAAACGAAAACCGAUUUUGCACAAAUACACCCUUAAGGUUGUGGUAGCGCUGCCCAAUGGAAACAGUCUGCCUACAGAGCGAGCCCAAAGUGUUCCUCAUCUGCCGGCCUCCUUCUGACUCCUUUCUGUUUCCCUCCAGGGGGUUCCUUCGGAAGAGCUCCUGGCCAUGCUGUCCCACAUCCCAGAGGCUGAGAAGUUUGCCCGGUUCUGGGUCUGCAAGGCGAAGCUGCUGGCCCGCCAAGGCCCGUUGGAUGCAGCCGGGCUGUACCGUGCUGCUGCUUGCGCUGGAGCUGUGGUGGGUGGAAUCCCCUCACUCUUGGCCUCUCGUCCGCUGUGUCUGCGGCAGAGAGGCAGUGUGGUGUAGUGGUUAGAGUGCUGGGCCAGGACCUGGAAGGCCAGGGUUCAAAAUGAAGUCAGACCCACGGAGGCCCAAAGGAGCUUUUCCCCUUGCAAGGACAUGCCAAGAGGUGUGGGGAGGGGCAGGGCUCCCCAGCAAAGGCAGAGCCCUUCGCCAUCCUCCUGCCUCCCUAAGCGUCUGGGCUUGAGCUUCCUGACCCCCAAAGCGGGGUCCCUUUGCCCAUCCCACCUGGACUGAGAAUGCUCAAAGCAUCUGCUUGACUGGGAUUUGCACAAGAGGUGCCCCCAGAACGUGGGGCGCACCCCCAGUAAGGAGCCAUUUCUUGCUAUGGGCUCUUGUUCACAUCAGAUCAGGGGGGCUGGACUUUCCUAGAUGACCCCUGGGACUCCCUACAAGUCUAUGAUUCUCUGGGGGCUGCUGGAAGACGUGUGUGCCCACAGGCAGAGGAGGGGGUUGCAAUUGGCUGUGGUCCCCCCACCUCUGCUAUAAAGGACCAUCCGUCCUGGGGUGGAGCUGUUAAGCAGCCAGUCCUGUGGAAUCUCCCUUGCUGGGGCCGCCAGAUCUGGGCCCCCACAAUGUGCGUCUCUCCCCCUGCCCCCCAAACAGCUGUAGCAAAAGGAUGUUUGUGCAUGAAACCUGCUCCCUCGAAAGGUGGUGGACUUGCCUUCAUUGGAUAUACCGUAUUUUGUGCUCUAUAAGACUCACCUUUUCCCUCCUAAACAGUAAGGGGAAAUGUGUGUGUGUGUCUUAUGGAGCGAAUGCAGGCUGCGCAGCUAUCCCAGAAGCCAGAACAGCAAGAGGGAUUGCUGCUUUCACUGUGCAGCAAUCCCUCUUGCUGUUCUGGCUUCUGAGAUUCAGAAUAUUUUUUUUUCUUGUUUUCCUCCUCCAAAAACUAGGUGCGUCUUGUGGUCUGGUGCAUCUUAUAGAGCGAAAAAUACGGUAUUUUUAGCAAAGGUGGAGGAUCGUUCACCUGGGAUUCCUGCAUUGCAGAGGGUUAGACUAGAUGACUCCUUGGGGGCCCUUGCAACUCUACGAUUCUGUGAAAUCCUGCAGGCAGCGCUCUGAGGCCUGAGGAGGUCAGGUGGGAUUGCUAUGAGGAAUUAUGAAAAAUGAAGCAAGCCGUUGUGUCAGCAAUGAAAGCAUUGCGUUGACUGGGUUUGAGUCAUUGACAGUCGUUUCUGAUCAAAUCCCAUAAGCCUCUGCAUCUCUGCCCAUCUUCUCUACUGUCCAUUUUCUACACCUGACAGGCACGUAAAGCAUUCUAAAACACAGACUGGUUGCUUCACCAGGCAUCCUGAGCCAUAAAGAUAAUAGGUUACUUUGAUGUAGCUUUUGUUAAUCUUUAGGUAGACGCGGGUGGCGCUGUGGUCUAAACCACAGAGCCUAGGGCUUGCCGAUCAGAAGGUCGGCGGUUUGAAUCUCUGCGACGGGAUGAGCUCCCGUUGCACGGUCCCUGCUCCUGCCCACCUAGCAUUUUGAAAGCACGUCAAAGUGAAAGUAGAUAAAUAGGUAGCGCUCCGGCGGGAAGGUAAACGGCGUUUCCGUGCGCUGCUCUGGUUCGCCAGAAGCGGCUUAGUCAUGCUGGCCACAUGACCCAGAAGCUGUACGCCGUCUCCCUCGGCCAGUAAAGCGAGAUGAGCGCCGCAACCCCAGAGUCAGUCACGACUGGACCUAAUGGUCAGGGGUCCCUUUACCUUUACCUUUAGGUAGAUCUUAGGGCCUGGAAACAGAGUUUCACAUGGAAGUGAUAAAGAUGCCUAAUCUUUACUGCUUGUUUAUGACCUCCAGGGUUGCUGAAUGCAUUCCUCCUUUAGUCCUGUUUUACUUACCCCAGAAUGUAUGCAUGCUCAAAUUAGCUCUUUGUAGUUUUAACUUUAACUUUGCCCCCACGUGGGGUUUUUUGAAAUGCUCAGAGGAAAUCUGAUUGGUUCUUACAAACACUGUGUAAAGGGUUCUUUGGUUUAUAAAACAACCUGGGCCAGGGGGUGGACAGAUUAGUAUUAACACUUCCUCCCAGAGUCUUGCUGGUCAAGCCUGGUGUGUAUUUUAUUAAUCAGAGUCCAAUCCUUCCUUGCUUUUGGAAUGCAACAGCCUGCUCUGGUCGCUCAGUGAUGGACUUCGUUUUGCUCUCAUUCCAGCCACUACGAGAGUUGAGAGAUGCCCUUGUUGACACUCUGAAGCGUUCCAGUCAAGCCUGGGGUAAGCAGUGGAUCAGGCCAGGGGCCCAUCUGGUCCCAGCAUCCUGUUCUCACAGGGGCCAGCCAGAUGCCUUUGGGAACCCGCAAGCAGGAUUCCAGCCCAAGAGCCUUCUCCCCUCCUGUGGUUUCCAGCUGCUGAGAUUCAGAAGCACUGCUGCCUCCAGCUGUGGAGGCCAGAGCAUAGCCAUCAUCGCUGGCUGGGCUGGGCUUCGGGCCUGCCAGCCAAACUCUGCCCUCCCCCCUCCCAAACACACACGCGAAAGAGUGAAGAGAGGGCAGCUUCUCCUCCCCCGUGUAGAAUACAGUGGUACCUCUGGUUGCGAGCAGGAUCCGUUCCGGAGCCCCGUUCGCAACCCGAGCAGAACGCAAUCUGUAUGUGCACGGCUCGCGAUUCGCCACUUCUGCGCAUGACGUUAUUUUGAGCAUCUGUGCAUGCGCGAGCGGCAAAACCCGGAAGUAACCCGUUUACCUUUUCAGGAGGUAUCCUGAAAGAGCAUAGCCUGAACCGAACGUAACAAGAGGUAUGACUGUACCUUACUGCUGCUUUAAGGCCAGUGCCUAGCGAAGGAAUUGUAAACAAAAUGAUUUUUCAGUUUCCUCACUGGAGGUUAAUGUUGUAUCUCUGCAUCUGGGAAUAUACGCAGGCGGCCUUUUGCAGGCAAUGCCCAAAGCGAGCCCUGCAUCCCUCUCUCAGUUCUGCAGGCAAUGCUCCUGGUUUUUCCAGAUGGGGUUGGGCUAAGCAUUCUUGGGUCCCAGUCAAAGCUUCCAUUUUCUGGCGCCCUUGUGUCAAAACCUUCCUGCGAGGGAGCGAUGUUCCUUUGCUUCUUGCCAAAGCUUCCUUAGAGCUCAGGACCAUUCCCUGAAAGAGUGUGUCCCAGGUUGGGCCUAGUAUCUGCAAGGAACCGUGCACCUCCACAUCCAACACAGUGGCUCUCGUGACCCCGUCCUCGAUCCCCAAAGUGGCCAUUGGCUGUUGGAUUCAUGCCCUGCUUUCCUUCAGCAGAGGCGGCUCCCUGUUCUUCAGAGUUUUUCAAACAUUGCACAUUGAGAAGGCUGGGUGCGUGUUUCUUUUUACCAGAUUGCGAUUUCUGCAUCUAUAAGUCUACGUUCAGUAUAUAUUUUGUUUCUCUUGUGUCUUAAUGCACCGUAGCUUGCUCUGCGUGUCCUAAUGCAGCCCUGCAGGGAGAGAGCUUUGGACCUGGAUGGAUGGGGGCGGGCAGGGAGGGGUAACACUGGAGAAUCUCAGCACCAUUUGAAUCUUGUUGGGCCUGAGAGCGCUGGAGUUGCCUCCCUGGCAGCAUGGCUGCAUAGGCAGGAGCAGGGCAGGACCAUAGCUGUCAACUUACAGAUUUGAAAAUAAGGGACCAGCAGCCUCGAAAAUAAGGUACCAGCAGCCAAAAUAAGGGAUUUUCCGGGCACAGGUAUGUUCAACUUCUGAGCCCCUCCGAGCCAAAGGCAGAAAGCCCAGCCAGCAGCCACACGAAGCCUCAAGCGGUGGUUCCCACAGCGCAGCAACCUGGCAAAGGGGAUGCAGCAAGGAAAACCAUCAGCACCUCUCCGCUGGGAGGCGCUGAGCAAAGGCGAGUCCCCAGGCAACGCGGCCGAUUUGAUCGGCACAAGGCAUGCAAGCUCCACCCCCCCAGUCGUUCUUAGACUCCUUAUUGGGUGAGCAACACAGCUGAACAACACAGUUGGAGCCUCCCUCCUCCCUGGCCGGCAGGGAGGGAGGGAGAGGAGCUGCUUCCUUUGAAACCUGGGAAAUUUAAGGGACAUCAACAAAAAGGGACAGCAGUGGGACAUGGCGCUGGGAUAAGGGACUGUCCCACCAAAUAAGGGACGCUUGACAGCUGUGGGCAGAACCCUCUGGAGCCAGCUUGAAAGAAAGAUGCCCUGCUUGCUGUCGGUUGCCAACUGUGGCAAUGGGCCCUCUGGGCGACUGCCUGCCCCUGGAAGCAGGACAGUCUUCUGCAUGGGGACAUGGAGCAAUUUCUGCAACACCAGAACGGGUUUGCCGUUCUUUCCCUUGCCAGCAAGGCCCCCCAGGCUGCUCUGGGCAAAGGCAGGCCCAGCUCAGGGCUCUUCCUCUUCAGCCACUGCCUGUCCUUCAAUGGCUUCUCUUUCUCUCCUCUCCCCCAACAGCAACCCCUGCUGAACUCCGACUUCCCGGCAAGGAGCAGGCGCAGAGCACCGGGCAAGGACCAGCUUGCCAGCCUCUUUCGGCAAUCAAGCUUCAAGUGGCAUCGCUGCCCAGGUAAGAGGUGGGCCUUAGCUCUGUCUUUUUCAACGCUACCCUAUCCUUUCUGAGGUGAGGCAACCAGGAAAAGAAGGACAAGAUGGCGGAGCAGGCCGGGGCAACUGGCCGCCUUCUGGUUCUGAGGGGUCCUCUAUGAUUCCAUGCCCUCUGUCCCUUUCCAGAGCCAAGGAGCCGAGUGCGAGGCCAAGCCUGAAGCUCUUGACCCCCGUGCGGCGGUCUCUGCGGAUCGACCGGGCGUCUGCUCGCUACCCACAGAUGCUGAGGGACCAUGACCCCGUCGUGUCCUGCCUGGACGAAAUCAUGGACGCGGAGGACGGCUGUCGCUUCAUCUUCCGCAAGAACGAAGCUUUGCUAGAGACGGUGGAGGUGGAGGGUUUUCUGCCACGGACCUCGGCGCCAGCCUCCCCAGACCCACCCCUGCGCAGGCCCCUGUUCUGUUAGAGCUGAAUCGGCGGACUGGAAAUGUGGGGGGUCAUAGCAUGGGACCCUUU